This is a messenger RNA of Olea europaea var. sylvestris, 3074 nucleotides long. Its product is annotated as E3 ubiquitin-protein ligase XBAT33-like. The coding region runs from base 293 to 1447 and encodes 384 amino acids. The record is from RefSeq and is a predicted model, not a curated record. The transcript is spliced from 9 exons. NCBI's taxonomy places the organism in Eukaryota, Viridiplantae, Streptophyta, Magnoliopsida, Lamiales, Oleaceae. Gene Ontology annotation, cellular component: cytoplasm; nucleus. Gene Ontology annotation, molecular function: protein binding.
UGAAAAAAAAUAAAAUUAAAUCUUUGCACUUGAUAUAGUCCAAGAUAUUUCCUCUUUCUAAUUUCUCAUUGUUAGUCCUCCUUUUUCCAUUUUCCUCUGCUUGUUAAUAAUUUGUUUAACGACAGUUGACCGAAUUUCUCUUUGAGUCUUUAUUUUAAUCUAAUUGUAAUUCCGAUAAUCCUAUGUUAGAUAUAAAAUUACACACACAAUCUAAAUAAAGAUUUAGAGAUAGAAACAAAAGCUGGUCAUUUUGUAGAGGUGAAAAAAAAAAUUCAAGAGCCUAGAAUCAAGAAUGGGGAAUUCUUUUGGGUGCUCAGCUUCAGGGGAGAGGUUGGUAUCAGCAGCUAGAGAUGGAGAUUUUGUAGAAGCAAGAAUGCUGUUGGAUUGCAAUCCAUGCCUUGCAAAAUACUCAACUUUUGGUGGAUUAAACUCUCCCCUUCACUUUGCUGCGGCUAAAGGCCACAAUGAGAUUGUGGGGCUGUUGCUGGAGAAUGGAGCUGAUGUGAAUUCAAGAAAUUACUGUGGGCAGACGGCAUUGAUGCAAGCAUGCCGAUAUGGCCACUGGGAAGUUGUUCAAACACUUCUUCUCUUUAGAUGCAAUGUUACAAGAGCAGAUUAUCUUAGCGGAAGGACUGCUCUCCAUUUUGCGGCAGUGAAUGGACACGUGAGGUGUUUAAGAUUAGCUGUCGCUGAUUUUAUUCCAAGUGCUCCAUUUGAAUCUGUAAAUACACAAACAAAUGGUGACAGUUCGAAUACUAAAAGCAAGCAUGAACAGAGUGGUCUUUCCAAGUUUGUAAAUAAGGCUGCUGAUGGAGGUAUUACUGCUCUUCAUAUGGCUGCAUUGAAUGGAUAUUAUGACUGUGUACAGCUUCUACUCGAUCUUCAUGCAGAUGUGUCAACUGUGACAUUCCAUUAUGGAACAUCAAUGGAUUUGAUAGGAGCCGGAAGCACUCCUUUGCACUAUGCUGCUUGUGGGGGGAAUUUGAAGUGUUGCCAGAUUCUUGUUGCAAGAGGCGCCAGUUGUUUGGCCUUAAACUGCAAUGGAUGGCUUCCUCUUGAUAUUGCAAGGAUGUGUGGUCGUCAUUGGCUUGAGCCACUGCUUUCACCUAAUUCUGACUUGACAAUCCCGAUGUUUCCACCUUCCAAUUAUUUGUCGUUGCCACUCAUGAGUGUACUUAAUAUAGCAAGAGAGUAUGGGUUGCUCUCCUCAGCAACCAAUUCUGAUGAAGCUGAGAUUUGUGCUGUUUGCCUGGAGAGAGCAUGCACAUUAGCUGCUGAAGGUCUGCUGUUUCUCCCUAACAAUGCAGUUUGUUUCAUAUUUUUUGUCAAAAAUUAUGGCAUGCGUUCUUUCUCUAUGAUUGUUUAUCAGCUUAACUGCUUUCUAAGAAGGCAUGAAAUCAAGCUAUGCUAUUAUUAUAUUGGGACUUCUGUUUUUAUUUAUUUAUAGAUGCAUUUUUUUUUUGUGGUGUUAGUUUUUGAUGACGUCAUUUGUGACAUUCUAGCGAAGGAUGGAACCAAGAUAGGAUCUUAUGCUUUUAUUAUUAUUUUUUGUUGAUGAUGGUGGUGUUCUUCCUUAGACUUUGAACCUACCAUCCCUCACAGGAGAUGAGAAGAACCAAUUUUUUAGUCUUUUCUUUUCCCAGAUCAAUUUCUUCCUGGGGAGUUGUUUUCAUUUUAUGUUGCUCUUAUUAUGAAGUCUUCCUCCUUCAACUAGACAUGUUAUAAUUUCAGUUUUCUAUUUUGCAGAGUGCCAAAAAUUAAAUGCCAUAAAUGGAGAAUUUUAUAGAGAUUUCUUCAAUUUUUAUUUAUUUAUUUUUUCCCUUAAAAAAAAAGGUUGGAAAACGUACAUACAGUAUUGAGACUUGAGGAAACCUCAGUUUCAGCUUUAAUUGCGUCCCAGCUUCAGAUUUCUUCUUCUUCUGGCUUCUGCUCUCACCAGGCACCAGACAUCAUUUUAUGUCUUAUAAUUUAUUUUUUUUAUUCGUAUACCCAGCCUCCAUGCCCUUGAAUUGGGUUAUUUGGCCCUGUACGUGUGUGUUUAGCCGAGCCUGCUUUUAUGCAAGACCAUUGCUGAAACCUUCUAGACAUAUUGGAAGGAAAACCAGUGGAGCUUUAAUAUUCUAUUUGGUACAAGCUGAGAGAGUCGUGGACAUAGAUAUAUAAAUAUGCAUAUGCAUAAUCGUGUAAUUAGAGGACAAAAUGUUUUACGUUCACGACUUCACAUCUCAUAAAAUUUUCUGUGCUUCCGUUUAUUCAUCUUCCACGCCCUCGAGUAGAUGUAAUUUCCCUGCAAUUGUGUGUGUGUUUUGUUUAACUCAGUCCACCUAUUAUGCAAGACCAACACUGAUGCAGCACCAACUCGAGCAAUUAAUUGAAUGUCAGAACGGAUUUAUGGGAAGGGGGGAAUUGAAGGAAAGAAUUGGGAAAAAAGAAGAUUCCACAGUAGAAGAAGAACGGGGAAGAGGGGGGAUUUUACCACAAGCUACCAAAAUAUUAUUCAUUCAUCAACUACUGAAAUUAAAUCGCAAUUAGGUUUAAAUAGUAAAGACUAAAACCCUAACUAGAAUGAACUUGAGACUUGGGCCAAUACAAGCCAAAUUACAUAAAUAAAAAUAUAAAACAUAAAUAAAGUCCACAAAAUAAAAUAAAGUCCAGCUAGAAAUAAAAUAGAUGAUGUUCUUAUCAAUUCUCUCGGGGUGGGAGAAAAACUCGACCCUGUCGAGUUGAUAGAUCACUAUAGGUUGUAGUCAAUUUGAUACUCCAAAUGUUUCAAGUCAAGCCACGAGGGACGAUCUUUUUGACGAACCAAGUAACAAAAUUCCAUGAUUAAUAGUACUGAAAACUGUAGCUUAUUCACGAGAAUAUGAUCUGACCAAAGUGGCGAUCUUUCCUUUUAACCAAGUACUGAUACUGGAUUCUAAAUAACCAAUACUCAUGCACCUCAUCUUCAAGAUUUUCACAUGAUUGUACAUAAUGAGAAGCAUAAGAAGCACGUCAAUCUACCCAACAAACAAGGAAGUACUGAAUCUUGCCAUCAUUGGUCAAUACAACACGUUCAUCUAAAAUAACAUCAA